GUUUUGUGUCGGAUUUGAAAUUAUGAAAGUUGAUCGAAGUUAGAAUUUGAAGUAGUUUGUUUCCGUUAAUUAAUAGGAAAUGAAUACUAUUGAUAGUGACGAUUUUACCGCAGAAGAUAUAGUAGAAUUGAUCCCUAGCAUGAGUAAUGGCUUGAUUAAGAACUACAGGGAAUUCGAAUCUCGCAUUGCAAACUCUGAAACCAAUUGUCAAAAAUACCACAGUAUCAUUAAAGGCUACAUAAAUUUCAUUGGCAAUUUCCCCAGUGUUUUGAGGAAAAAUGUUGACCAACUGGAACUUAACCUCAGCAGGAAUAAGGGUAUUCUCAAGGAAAAAAAAGCAGAAGUAGAGGAUCUGCUAAAAAUAGAAAAGGAGUUAGUAGAAUCAGAACAUCAAAAUGAACAGAAGAUAGAGUCGCUGAGAGAAAAAAUCUCUCAUUCACGAGAGAAGAUAAAAAAUUUAGAGGAAAAAAGGUGUGUAUGA
This is a messenger RNA of Leptinotarsa decemlineata (Colorado potato beetle), 481 nucleotides long. RefSeq lists its product as uncharacterized. NCBI's taxonomy places the organism in Eukaryota, Metazoa, Arthropoda, Insecta, Coleoptera, Chrysomelidae. The record is from RefSeq and is a predicted model, not a curated record.